Molecule: messenger RNA, 1020 nt
Organism: Lobosporangium transversale
Lineage: Eukaryota; Fungi; Mortierellomycota; Mortierellomycetes; Mortierellales; Mortierellaceae
Product: ras-related protein rab-2A
Exons: 10
Coding region: 155-799 (214 amino acids)
Cellular component (GO): Golgi apparatus
Molecular function (GO): GTPase activity; GTP binding
Source: RefSeq, a predicted model, not a curated record
AUGUCUUUUUCCUCUUUCUCUUUUUCUUUUAAAAAACUUCUGUUGGGUUGACACGCUUGCACAAAUCCAUAUUUACAAAACACGUUUAUAUAUUAUACAUCUUUUACUCUUAGACUCUACAACUUUUUCUACAUUUGACUUGAUUCUUGCCAUCAUGAGUAGCAGUUUCAAUUACGAUUACAUUAUCAAAUACAUCAUUAUCGGUGACACUGGUGUUGGCAAGUCUUGCUUACUCCUCCAGUUUACUGAUAAACGCUUUCAGCCUGCACAUGAUCUGACCAUCGGAGUUGAGUUUGGAGCACGCUUUGUCUCUGUCGCUGGGAAACAAAUCAAGCUUCAAAUCUGGGACACGGCUGGACAAGAAUCCUUCAGGAGCAUUACUCGAAGCUACUACAGAGGUGCUGCUGGUGCCCUUCUUGUUUACGAUAUCACGAGGAGAGACACCUUCAAACACUUGACAACUUGGCUCGAAGACGCCCGACAGCACGCAAACGCUAACACGACGAUCAUGUUAAUUGGAAACAAGAGCGAUUUAGAGUCGAAGAGGGCUGUUACAUAUGAGGAAGGCGAGGCUUUUGCGAAGGCCAAUGGUCUUUUCUUCAUGGAAACCUCAGCCAAGACAUCUGCUAAUGUUGAGGAGGCUUUCGUAGAGACUGCAACCAACAUUUACGAGAAGAUUCAAAGUGGAAUUUUUGAUAUUCACAAUGAGGCUCAUGGGAUCAAGAUCGGUCCAAUGCACACUGGAGGUUCCUCUCUGCCGAUAGGUGCUGCAAACGGUGGCGGGGCGUGCUGCCAGUAAUCAAGAGCGUGUAUCUAAUACUUGUUCUGCCAGAGUCUUUUCUUUUCAUUUUACUCCAUUUCUUACUCCUCUAUUACUUAGCCGAUCUUCACAGUAGUAAAAAAAAGAUGAAAAAGUAUGCGUUUGUCUUCGCGGUAUUCACUGUCCAGCUGAUCUCCUUACAGGUUUCUGAAAUCAAUCAGACUUUAUUUUGAUAAGAUAAAAUUGAGUGGAGGGUGAGA